Molecule: messenger RNA, 1155 nt
Organism: Penicillium cinerascens
Lineage: Eukaryota; Fungi; Ascomycota; Eurotiomycetes; Eurotiales; Aspergillaceae
Product: phosphatidylinositol-specific phospholipase C/glycerophosphodiester phosphodiesterase family protein
Exons: 2
Coding region: 1-1155 (384 amino acids)
Biological process (GO): lipid metabolic process
Molecular function (GO): phosphoric diester hydrolase activity
Source: RefSeq, a predicted model, not a curated record
AUGUCCGACCCGGAGGUUGUCCUUUUCCUCGACCCUGAGGAUCUGUCGGAGCCGGGAAAAUCAUCUUCGAUGAAGUCGAGAUCGCGUUUGUGGAAGUGCUCGCAUGCGCGUUGUGAUGCGCGGUGUUAUUCGAGGAAGGCGCUUGUUUGUAGGGCGAUCCUCCGGCCUUUCUAUGUCCUCGUCUUCAUUAUCGGCCUCUUUAAUCUCUUCAGUUUCACUUGGGGUAGCCUACUCUCCUUCCUCGCAGAUGCUCGCGAUACUCGUCUCUUCCCGGACUACCGGCCCUCACUUUUCUCGCAGUGGCUAACCCACGGCGUCAGCCCGGUUGCCUGCCACUCACACAACGAUUACUGGCGCCAUGUUCCCCUCUUCUCGGCCCUCGCGGCUGGCUGCAUCAGCGUCGAAGCUGACGUCUGGUUGCACGGAGAUGAACUCCGAGUCGGCCAUACACCUCACACCGUGCUUCCGGGGCAGACACUACGCAGUCUCUAUCUCGACCCUCUGCUGGAGAUGCUUCAUAAAUACAACACGGCUGUAAAUGGAUCAACAGUCGCAACUGAUCUCAUGGGCGUCUUUGCUACCGAUCCCAUGCAGACUCUUGUCCUUCUCGUCGACUUCAAAGCUGACGGAGAACUCAUCUGGCCUUAUUUGAUGGAACAACUGGAACCGUUGCGUGAGAAUGGAUAUUUGACUUACUUCAAUGGCUCGGAGGUAAUCAAUCGCCCCAUUACAGUUGUCGCAUCGGGCGACGCUCCUCUCGACCGCAUCCUCAUGAACGCCGCCCACCGCGACGUAUUUUACGACGCGCCCCUAGACGUCCUCGCACACUCUGCAUUCUCCACCGUCAAGGAUAUCAAAAUGGAUGGCUCCAUAUUCAACGACCAUAAUAGCUAUUACGCCUCGGUCGACUUCCACAAAUCCAUCGGCUCCCUCCCUCUCAGUCGACUCUCGCAAGGCCAGCUCGCUAAGAUUCAGAAUCAGGUGCGUGCUGCGCACGAGCGAGGGUUGAAAGUGCGGUACUGGGGCACGCCGAAAUGGCCGGUUGGGCUGCGGAAUUAUGUCUGGCGGGCUUUGGUUCGUGAGGGUGUGGACGUGCUGAAUGUGGAUGAUUUGCACGGCGCGACAAAAGUGGAUUGGAGCCAGCGUAGCUGGUGA